AACUGUUUAGCUGUAAACUGUCGUCUCGAGGGGCAGAGAACAACUAAACGAAAACUACGAGCGCAGAAAGUUAUACAUGUAGCCUAGUAACUCUAACUGAAAACUAUGAUGUUGCGAUAAUUAACUGACGGUUUAUUCCAAAAGCAUGGAGGAAUUCAACACAACUGUCCGUAUAUCGGGUUUCGUGUUGAGUUCACUGAUGUUUCAUCAUUUGAACAGUGAUGCGGAUGUGGAAGGUCUUAUUCUUGGAGAGAGUAUAGGAGAGGAGAACUGUAGGAUCACAGACUCUCAAAUUGAUCACAUACAGUUUGAACACACUAUAAAUAUUCAAAAACACAUCCCUUGUCAUAAACUGCAUAGCUUCUACGGUAAUGCUGGCGAUGUGAGUGAGCAGAAAAUAAGACAGAUUUUGUCAGAUUACAAAAAGGAGAAUGUGAUUGGGUGGUAUAGACAACGAAGAAAUACCAAACAGCAAAUGACCUUCAUGGAACAAGUGAUUCAUCAGAAUAUGAGAAAGAUUCUCUCCAGUCAGGAACUUGUUUUCAUGUUGCUCACACCCUCUCAGGCAAUGGCUUCAGGCUCCACACAUCGCCUUGAGUUCUCCGCUUUCUUAUGGCACAGCAGCCAGUACAACAAUAUCCCCAUCUUGGUGAGCAACCUGGGAAACCUUGAACAACAAGACUACUGGAGAGUGUCAGGCACAUGUCCAUCUUUAGGACAGAGUCAAGCUGUUAAUCAACACAGGACCAAAUUCUUCUGCACAGAGGAUGAUUUAAAAGAGGUCAGAAAUGUCAGUGACAUGAAUGAUGCUUUAUUAGCAGAAAUGCAGAAAGUGUGCAAGGAAGUGGAGAAGAGUGAAAGAGCAGUUGAGAAACUUCAAGAAGACAUUACGCAGCUAAAGGAGGCCAUCGGGAAACAGAAGAGACACUCUGAGAAAAACGAAUCCCACAAAUGUGCCUCUCCAGAAGAACCCAAAGAGAACAUACCUCUAUGCUCAGCUCUGAGAACUCUGUUCCCCAAUGCGCCCUCAUUACGGACACAGACCCUCACUGUUCAGGGCUUCCCCAUAUUAGAACUGUGCUGUAAUUCUGACCAUAACAUUGAUAUUUCCACCAAGCUGCCUCUGAUUCUGGAGAAUCAACUCACCAGGAGGAAGGACGCAGCCCCCAGACUUAGGAAAAAAUGCCUUGCUGCUGGUUUUUCUCCGAGACUUAAAAGGAAAAGGAAGACUAAUGAUAACAGCGAGUCGGCCCCUGAGAGCGGGUCAGAUGCAGAGAUUGAGUUGAAUGGACAGAGCAGAACUAACUCCCCUGUCUUUUAAACGGUAAAACUAAGCGUGUUCUUAUUUGUACAUCAAUCUAGUCAUGACUGGAAAGCAUUACACAUUUUAUACCAGGGGGGUUACCUUUAUCUUGAUUUGCCAACAUUUUCUUUAAUAUCAUUUUUUUAAACUCUGUUUGUAAAUGUUCCCUAGAAAAUUAAAAGUUGAACACAUUA
Molecule: messenger RNA, 1497 nt
Organism: Pimephales promelas (fathead minnow)
Lineage: Eukaryota; Metazoa; Chordata; Actinopteri; Cypriniformes; Leuciscidae
Gene: abraxas1
Product: abraxas 1, BRCA1 A complex subunit
Biological process (GO): mitotic spindle assembly; attachment of spindle microtubules to kinetochore; protein K63-linked deubiquitination
Cellular component (GO): nucleus
Molecular function (GO): microtubule binding; polyubiquitin modification-dependent protein binding
Source: RefSeq, a predicted model, not a curated record